Messenger RNA from Aspergillus udagawae, 879 nucleotides. Its product is annotated as RTA1 domain-containing protein. The record is from RefSeq and is a predicted model, not a curated record. The transcript has 3 exons. NCBI's taxonomy places the organism in Eukaryota, Fungi, Ascomycota, Eurotiomycetes, Eurotiales, Aspergillaceae. Bases 1 to 879 code for a protein of 292 amino acids. Gene Ontology annotation, cellular component: membrane.
AUGGCCAGUGAUGAUAAGAUCGACUUCAAGCUCUAUAGAUACACUCCAUCAACGGCUGCAGCUGCACUGUUUGUGGCUCUGUUCUUUCUCACGACUAUAUGUCAUAUCUAUCAGCUCAAUCGCGCCCGAGCAUGGUAUUUCAUCGCGUUUGUGGUCGGGGGCAUCUUCCAGAUCAUCGGCUACGUGUGUCGUGUCUUGACUCAUAGCCACAAAGAAUCAGUCCCGAUAUAUAGCGUGCAGACUAUCCUGAUCCUCCUUGCUCCGCCGCUUUACGCCGCGUCAAUCUACAUGGUGCUGGGAAGGUUGGUAGCCUUUCUGCGCGCUGAGAAACUGAGCAUUGUGUCGGUAAGGUGGAUGACCAUGAUUUUCGUCACUGGGGAUGUGAUUGCCUUUGUCAUGCAAGCAGCAGGUGGUGGCAUUAUGGCCAGUGGUACUGUCAGCAGUUACAACCUGGGAGAACACAUCACAGUUGCGGGUCUCUGUGUCCAGCUAGUUUUCUUCGGCUUCUUCAUCACCACCUGUGCGCUAUUUCAUUACCGCAUUCGCAAGUAUCCCACGCAUGAGGUCACAAUACUGGCGGGUCGCUUGUCUCAGAGAACUUCUUGGACGUGGGAAACCGUCCUUGUUGGGUUGUAUGCCUCCAGCAUUCUGAUCCUUGUACGGUCGAUUUUCCGCUUGAUCGAAUACGCGCAGGGCAAUGAUGGGUAUCUCAUUAGCCAUGAAGCCUUCAUGUACGUUUUCGAUUCGACCUUGAUGUUUCUGGCUAUGGUGGCCAUGAAUGUUUGCCAUCCGUCGAUGAUUUUGGUUGGGUCACAAAAGGAGCGGGCUGCGGAAAUGAGUUCCCCCAGUUCCCAAGUUGAAUUGCAUGAUCGAUCUUGA